AUGACUACACGUAUGGGCAUACAUGUGAGUUGUUGAUUUUGUUUAUUCUCUCGACAAGUCUGAAUUUUCCCCCUAUAUCGGUCUUGCUGUCAUGUGAAAUAUUACAAGCGAUGUUAAAAUUCAAUUCUGUCGUUCUCUUAGAUGCGGCUAGUUGCUCCGACCUGAAAAUUGUUCGCGAAGCUACUGGUGCAGUCACGAUAUUCUUUGCUCUUUUCACCAUCGUCAGUUUUGUGGGAUCAAUUUAUGGCUGCAUUGGAACUUGCUGUGCACGACGGGUAAAUUAUGCUUGGUAUAUAGACAUCUAUUUAAUUAAAGUAAUAUGUCAAAUUCGACUAUACGAGGACUGGACUAUAUUUCAAGUCCGCACAAUUGCAUCAAAAUGCGAGGACAUGAAAUCUAGUCCAGUCCGAAUUGAAAGAUUUGAAAUGACAUCUCAUAUACAAAUAAGUCACUACUUAAAGUGCAGAGGUGAACAAUUUUGAUCCACCCAGUCGAAGACUGAAUUAAUUUUGAUAUCCAGUCCUAGGACUGGAUCAAUGUACUUCAUGAGGUAUCCAGUAUUAUCAUGUGACCAAAAUAAAGCAAUAUAUUUGGUUGGCUAAUUUACUCAUGAAUUAUUAAUGAGUUUGACCCCAACCGAUUAACUUAAUAAUAUUCCUGGUUAAAUUAAAUUGCCCCCGACAGUUAGGGUCCCCAUCAGCCACGACCUAUCGCCCAGAAAAUUAGAAAACGUAUAAAAUGCAGGUUAAGAAUCGAUGGGAAAAUGCAAAAUUAAUAAUGCCAAAUAAUAAAGCCUCCAUCGACAAUUUUUUAUUCCAUCUCCAAAUAAAGCAAAAGUUAUUCUUAUUAGUUGUUACAUGUUUUGGAGACUGUUUUGUCUAUAGACAGGGAAUUUUUCAGAACAUUCUAUAAAUAUUCAAUGUAAAUAUAUAUAAUAUCUCAGUCAAACAGUGACAACAGCCAACAGCCAACAGGGACCCCCGCACCGAAUAUGCCUAAGCCCUCUUCUUCCGUUACAAAUCUGAAUUGUUUUUUUUUGUUUUUUUUUUGUUUUGGUUUUUAAAAUUAGACCAAGGCCCCGCUUCCGAUGGCCUUGGCUGGCUAUUUUAAUAUUUUUCUAUUGCAGUCUAGUUAAUUUGACCAAGACUUCCUGGUUAAACUAACCAGACUAUGUUAGGCUAGGUGGAUAAAUGGUCUGGUUUCUUGCACUUCACUUGGUGGUGUUAAUAUUAGAAUGCUGUUUUUUAGGAUUUGUAAUCCAAGUGAGUAUAUAUACACUUUAAGACCUGACCAGGAACGACUGCGAAAAAUGCAGCACAAGGUCCUCUGGUAGGAAUUGAACUUGUGCUGCAUUUUUCGCAGUCGUUCCUGGUCAGGUCUUAAAAUGUAUAUAUUCUCACUUGGAUUACAAACCCUAACACUCCUAACAUUCUAAUAUUAACACCACCAAGUGAAGUGCAAGAAACCAGUUCAUUGAAGUCCACCUUAUCACAACCCGCACACCCGAUCACCUAUAUAUACAUGAACUUACGGUUAGAGCUCAACAGCUGGCCUCUGUAGCUCAGUUGGUUAGAGCACUGCACCGGAAUCGCAGGGCCGUAGGUUCAAAUUCCCACCAGAGGACCUUGUGCUGCAUUUUUCGCAGUCGUUCCUGAAAAGGUCUUAAAGUGUAUGUAAUUAUACUCACUUGGAUUACAAACCCUAAAAAACCAGCAUUCUAAUAGGUGGAUAUAUAUAUAUAUAUAUAUAUAGGGGCAACAUAGUCUGCAUGCAUGGUUACUUUAACAUGCCAGAACGUCUUGGUCAAAUAUAACCAGAUUCCUGGUUUCAACAAAGUGAGAUAAAGUAUAACCAGGAAUUUAACAAGAAAUAUCAAGUUAACCCAAAUAGAGUUAUUUCUGAGUUAACCUCGCAAUUUUAACACGAGUGAUUUUAAAGUGUAAAUAGAAGAAAUAUGGUUUUUCACAAAAACAACAUAUCUUUGUUCUUAAUAGGAACCAACUUUUAUCGUCACAACAGGUCAACAACCCAAUACAAUAUUGAUUACCGCAACACAAGGACGCUCGGCUUGCAACCAGCAGCCACCAGCAAAUACAGUGGUGAUGACCACACAAGCAUACCCGGCCUACAGCCAACAGCCACCACCUUAUGAUCAACCUGCUGGUCAAGGUCAAAUGGUCGUCGAUAGCAAAGCUUAUUGA
Molecule: messenger RNA, 2201 nt
Organism: Paramuricea clavata
Lineage: Eukaryota; Metazoa; Cnidaria; Anthozoa; Malacalcyonacea; Plexauridae
Source: the annotation of a GenBank genome assembly